AUUGUGAAGUAGAAUUUGCAACUCUUAGCUCUUCUUUGUGGGUGAGCUAAAGAUUUGGAAUUUCUUGCUACAGAAACAUAAAAUAGAAAUGUCUGGAAUUUCUGGUCAUUGGGCUUUUGCUUUUGGUGUCCUUGGUAACAUAGUCUCGUUCAUUGUAUUUCUUUCUCCACUACCUACAUUCUAUAAAAUAUACAAGAAAAAAUCAACAGAUGGGUAUCAAUCAAUUCCAUAUGUGGUUGCUCUAUUUAGCUCUAUGCUUUGGAUUUACUACACAUUUUUGAAGACCAACACAACACUUCUCAUCACUAUAAACUCAUUUGGUGUCUUCAUUGAAACUAUCUACGUUGGUUUCUACCUUUUCUACGCACCAAAAAAAUCCAGGGUCCAAACUAUAAAGAUGCUCUCUUUAUUUGUUGUGGGUGGAUUUGGUGCAAUAGUUUUGGUUACUGAAUUUCUAUUCAAAGGAGCCAUUCGUGGACAAGUUGUUGGAUGGAUUUGCCUUAUUUUCUCCUUAUGUGUAUUUGUUGCACCCUUAGGCAUUGUGAGACAAGUUAUUAAAACAAAGAGUGUGGAAUACAUGCCACUUCUCCUAUCGGUUUUUCUCACAUUAAGUGCUGUGAUGUGGUUCUUCUAUGGUCUUCUACUAAAAGACAUUAACAUUGCUGCUCCAAAUGUAUUGGGAUUUAUUUUUGGUAUACUCCAAAUUGUUUUGUAUAUAAUAUACAGCAAAAAGGAGAAGGCCAUUCUAAAGGAACAGAAACUUCCAGAAAUACAAAAGCCAGCGGUAAUUGUGUCGGAUGACAACACAAAUGUUGCUAAUAAGAAGCUUCCAGAACUUACACAAGAACAAAUUAUUGACAUAGUGAGGCUUGCAGGUUUACUAGCUAAUACAGAUAAAGUACAAGUUGCCACGUGUCCACAUGAUCAUGCUAAUUGUGGAGUUAAGGCAACUCCUAAUAUUGUAGAAAACAUGCCCAAGCUGCAAACUGUGGAAGCCAGCUAAUUAAUUAAGGAGUAGUUAAUUAGUAGAAUUUCAUUUGUGUAUUUGGCAUUAAUUCCUUUGUUUUGGCUUUUCAUAAUAGUACUCAUCCGUUAGUAUUUGUAUGUAAAC
Messenger RNA from Solanum stenotomum, 1111 nucleotides. Its product is annotated as bidirectional sugar transporter N3-like. Gene Ontology annotation, cellular component: membrane. The transcript has 6 exons. Bases 89 to 1003 code for a protein of 304 amino acids. The record is from RefSeq and is a predicted model, not a curated record. Gene Ontology annotation, molecular function: sugar transmembrane transporter activity. Gene Ontology annotation, biological process: carbohydrate transport. NCBI's taxonomy places the organism in Eukaryota, Viridiplantae, Streptophyta, Magnoliopsida, Solanales, Solanaceae.